CGGUAGUAACCGGUCCAAGCCGAAAAAGAAGGCGGUACCGCGUGUCUUUGGUAUAUAAAUUCUCGCAUCGUCAUUUUACGCGAACUCGUAAACCUGGUUAUUGCCUGAGUUAAACCAAACCAGACGUUGUAACGGCACACUCCGGAUAUAAAAAAAGAAGGGACCAUGAGCGAAGAGACGAGCGAGGUGGCGGAGUGGUUCCGCGGCAAAAGCGUCUUCCUCAGCGGCGGCAGCGGCUUCAUGGGAAAGGUGAUGCUCGAGAAGCUGCUCUACACGUGCAGAGGCGUCGAGAAGAUCUACGUGCUGUUGAGGAACAAACGGGGUCGUACGCCCCAGCAGAGGAUCGACGACAUGUGGAAACUGCCGAUGUUCGAGAGGCUGCGCCGCGCAGAUCCCGACGCCAUUAGGAAGGUGGUGCCGGUCAACGGCGACCUCUACAGCGAGCGUCUCGGCCUGAAGAACUCUGACGCUCGCACGCUAGCCGAAAACGUCCACGUCGUCUUCCACAUGGCGGCCACGCUCAAGCUCGAGGCGAAACUAAAGGACGCAGUCGAACAAAACACCUGCGGCACCGCCGCCAUGCUCGACCUCGCGAAAACGAUGAUACGCCUGCGCGUCUUUUGUCACUUUAGCACGGCCUACUGCUCCGCCGACAUCGACGUGUUCGAGGAGAAGGUGUACCCAUCCAAGGACAACCCGAGGGACGUGAUCGACGUUGUCAAGUGGAUGAAUCCCAAGGCGCUGGACCUCGCGACCCCCGCCAUCAUCGCGCCUCACCCCAACACGUACACGUACAGCAAGAGGCUCGCCGAGACCCUGGUGGCCAGCGAGAAGGACGUCGUGCCCGUCUGCAUCGUUAGGCCUUCAGUGGUUUGUCCCGCGGCGUUGGAACCGCUGCCAGGCUGGGUCGACAGUCUCAACGGUCCGAUGGGUCUCCUGGUGGCCGCAGGCAAGGGCGUCCUCCGCUCCAUGCACUGCAUCGGCACGAAUCGAGCCCAAGUCAUCCCCGUCGACUACGCCAUCAACGCGAGCAUCGUCGCCGCAUAUAAGCGAGCUUGCCAGGAAAGCUCGGAGGAGGUGCCCGUGUACAACCUGACCCAAGACGAGGUGAUCAAGAUCACGAUGGGCGAGAUCCUGGAGAAGGGGAGGGCCGUGGUGCAUCGGAACCCGUUCGAGAUGCAAGUGUGGUACCCGGACGGCGACAUCCGGUCUUCGAAGCUGACGCACCUGCUGUGCUGCGUGCUGAUGCACUGGCUGCCUGCGCUGCUGAUCGAUGGACUGAUGUUCGUCUUCAGACAGAAACGAUUCAUGAUCCACGUGCAGAGGCGAAUCCACGACGGUCUCGAGCUGCUGCAGUUCUUCACGACGCGCCAGUGGUACUUCGAGAGCAAGCGUUUCCUUAAGCUGUGGGACGAGAUGAGCGAGGCGGACCGGAAGGCGUUCCCGAUGGAUUUUAACGCAUUGCCGAUCGACGAAUACCUCGAGAACUCGGUACUAGGCGCUAGGCAGUACACGAUGAAAGAGCCGCCGUCGUCGCUACCCAGGUGCCGCGUCCAGCAGAAAGUGCUGUACGUCAUCCACAAGCUGUUCGUUUUCGCAAUGUAUUACUACCUCUUUUAUUUGCUGAGUCGGUUCGUGCCGCCGCUGAGGAUGGCCUACGAUUUCGUGUGGCGAACCAACAGUUAACUUCCACGACUCGUUUGGAUUGGGGAUUCGGGUGUCACUUUUGUUAUUUUAUACGUUUCCUAAUUAAUAAAGCAGUUUUUUUAA
Molecule: messenger RNA, 1770 nt
Organism: Cylas formicarius (sweet potato weevil)
Lineage: Eukaryota; Metazoa; Arthropoda; Insecta; Coleoptera; Brentidae
Product: putative fatty acyl-CoA reductase CG5065
Exons: 7
Coding region: 166-1686 (506 amino acids)
Biological process (GO): long-chain fatty-acyl-CoA metabolic process
Cellular component (GO): peroxisome
Molecular function (GO): alcohol-forming very long-chain fatty acyl-CoA reductase (NADP+) activity
Source: RefSeq, a predicted model, not a curated record